Morchella importuna is the source of this 1224-nucleotide messenger RNA. RefSeq lists its product as uncharacterized. Gene Ontology annotation, molecular function: calcium ion binding; protein binding. The transcript has 4 exons. The record is from RefSeq and is a predicted model, not a curated record. Gene Ontology annotation, biological process: actin cortical patch assembly; endocytosis; endosomal transport. Lineage: Eukaryota; Fungi; Ascomycota; Pezizomycetes; Pezizales; Morchellaceae. Bases 1 to 1224 code for a protein of 407 amino acids. Gene Ontology annotation, cellular component: plasma membrane; mating projection tip; actin cortical patch.
AUGGCCUCCAAACCUAUCUCCGAAGCCGAUAUCGGAAAAUACUGGGAGAUUUUUAGCGCGCACUCCCGCGAUGGAAAGCGAAUCACCGGCGACCAAGCCUAUGGCAUGCUCAAGAAUUCCGGCUUAAACGAGGACCAGCUUGCUAAAAUCUGGGAUCUCGCUGAUGUUGAUAAAGACGGAGACCUCGACUUCGAGGAAUUUUGUGUUGCGAUGAGGUUGAUUUUCGAUCUCGUUAAUGGGGAAUUGAAAGCGGUGCCUACAAAGCUACCCGCGUUUCUUGUCCCAGAAUCCAAAGCUCACCUUGUUACUGCUUCGGACGCACUCUCCAAUGAUCCGCCGCAGUUUGAAAGGAUGGAAGACUUCGAGGAUGAUACUGUAGGGCUCAAAGAUGGCUUCGAUUGGUAUAUGUCACCUGGGGAUAAGUCGAAAUAUGAGGGAAUUUACCUGGCCAAUGCAGGCGACCAUGGGCAGAUCCAGUUUUCUGCAUUGGACGGUCUCUAUGACUCUAUAAACGUCCCGGAUACCGAUAUCCGCUUCGCUUGGAACUUAGUCAACCCUUCUUCGUCACCAUCUAUAGGAAAGGAUCAGGCGUUGGUGUUCUUGCAUAUCCUCAAUGGUCGCCAUGAAGGUUACCGGAUUCCACGAACCGUCCCGGCGUCUCUGAGAGCAACCUUCCAGAAAAACCAGAUAAACUACGAUCUUGAUAAGGUGAAAGACACAGGGCGGGGCCUCGGAAGCGGGAGGAGGGAUAUGAACACAAUCUCGGGGAAAAAAGAGGCAUUUGGAGAGAGCUAUCUUACAAGAUUAGGGGUUGGUGGGAGAGGGAACUUUAAGCAUUCUGGAACCGACUUUUCGUCUACAAAGGACAAAGAUUGGGAAGAAGUCCGUCUUAAACGUGAACUCGCAGAUCUCGAAACCAAGAUCGCGGAAGCGGAAGCUGCGGCGGAAAAAAGAAGAAACAGAGAUAAAUAUGGAUCUAGCGGAUCAAAAGCAGCACUAGUGAAACGGGAACUUGAGCAGAUGCUGGAUUAUAAACGACGAACUCUUCGGGAUUUGGAAGAUGGUGGAGGUUCGGCAAAAGGCGGUGCAGAUUUAAAGAGCGUAAGGGAGGAUUUGGAAAUGGUUAGAAUGCAAGUCGAUGCAGUAGAGCAGCAUCUGAGGGAGCGAGAAGGAGUACUGCAGGGUGUACUAGAUGAGAUUGAAGAGGAGAAAGGAAAGAGGUGA